Messenger RNA from Malassezia restricta, 957 nucleotides. RefSeq names its product nuclear GTP-binding protein. Gene Ontology annotation, cellular component: nucleolus. NCBI's taxonomy places the organism in Eukaryota, Fungi, Basidiomycota, Malasseziomycetes, Malasseziales, Malasseziaceae. The coding region runs from base 1 to 957 and encodes 318 amino acids. The transcript has a single exon. The record is from RefSeq and is a predicted model, not a curated record.
AUGGCCGUUCAAAAGAACCAUGAGCGGACCGGCAUCAAGAGCGUCAAAGGAGAAAACUUCUACCGCGAUGCUAAAGCGGCCAAGCGCGUGAAACUUCUCUCGAAAGAUAGCCCUGCCACCAAGGCUACGCGUGAUCGCCGUGGCAACAUCGUCCAAGCGGCCGACUUCCAAAGCUCAGAGGCCAAGCCAGGCCGUGUCCAGCCCGAUCGUCGGUGGUUCGGAAAUACACGUGUGAUCGGUCAGGAUGCCCUCGACCAUUUCCGCACGGCCCUGGGUGCCAAGGUCAAUGAUCCAUACAGUGUGGUGCUGCGACGCAAUAAGUUGCCCAUGAGUCUGAUUCAGGAGCCAUCGCGUGGCAAGGCGCCCUCUCUCACGGAAGUUGAGCCCUUCGACAAGACAUUUGGACCUGGCGCCCAGCGCAAGAGGCCGCGUCUAGAUAUGGGCAUGAGCUCGUUUGAGGACUUGGCGCAGACGUCUCAGGCCAUGGGCGAACAGGAGGAUGAGAAGGUCGCAUCGAUCGAGGCCAGGGCGAAGGGCGACGGCCUCGUCCCAGCCGAUCGCGAGAUCCCUCUUGGAUCGUCCGACAUGGACCACAUUGCCCACCCCGAUGAGCUGUACUCCAUCCCUGUACAGCGCGGUCGUUCCGAAGCCGUCUAUACCAAGGGCCAGUCGCGGCGAAUCUGGGCUGAGCUGUACAAAGUGAUUGAUAGCUCGGACGUGAUUCUGCAUGUGCUCGAUGCACGCGAUCCUAUGGGAACGCGGUGCCGCAACGUCGAGAAACACAUCCGCGAAGAAACGCCCCACAAGCAUCUAGUAUAUAUCCUCAACAAGGUCGAUUUGGUUCCUACAUGGGUCACGGUACGUAUAACUCCCCUCUCCUCCCCUUUCCCCACAUUCAAGUCAAGGGUUGUGCCGUUUGCUCUGUGGCGCAUACACUGUUACGAAUGUGGAAGAUGA